AUGCUCCGUCAAGCCGCCCUCGCCGUGCGCCAGCCCUUGCGCCGCUCGCUCGCCGCGACCGCCAUCGCCCGCCCUGUCGCCGCCCAGGUCGCAGGCCGCCUUCCCCGGGUUGCGCUGCCGCAGCGCCGCGCUUUCGCCGCGUCGGCGUGGCGGUGCGACGACGAGUCGACCAAGCCGUCGCCGCCUCAACCUCUGCCGGCCAAGUACCCGCUCUCGGACGGCGACAAGAGCCGCCUGACCCGCCUGAGGAACGUCGGCAUCAGCGCUCACAUCGACUCGGGCAAGACGACUUUGACCGAGCGCAUCCUCUUCUACACGGGCCGCGUCAACGCGAUCCACGAGGUGCGCGGCCGGGACGGCGUCGGCGCCAAGAUGGACUCGAUGGAGCUCGAGCGCGAGAAGGGCAUCACGAUCCAGAGCGCCGCCACGUUCGCCGACUGGCAGGUCAAGGACGCCGCCGAGAAGGAGCGCGAGGGCAAGUACAGCAUCAACAUCAUCGAUACGCCGGGUCACGUCGACUUUACGAUCGAGGUCGAGCGCGCUCUCCGUGUCCUUGACGGCGCCAUUCUCGUCCUGUGCGCAGUCUCGGGCGUUCAGUCGCAAACCAUCACCGUCGACCGCCAGAUGCGCCGCUACAACGUGCCUCGUCUCUCCUUCAUCAACAAGAUGGACCGCGCCGGCGCCAACCCGGAGCGCGUUCUCGGUCAGCUCCGCCAGAAGCUUCGCAUGAACGCGGCGUUCGUCACGAUGCCCAUGGGCGCCGAGGCCGACUUUGCUGGUGUCGUCGACCUCGUCAAGAUGAAGGCCGUCUACAACGACGGCGAGAAGGGGUGCGUCCACCUCAUCGACAUCCGCAACGACGAGAUCCCGGCGCAGUACCUCGAGGCCGCGCAGGCCAAGCGGGCCGAGCUUGUCGAGGCCCUCGCCGAGGUUGACGACGAGCUCACCGAGGCCUGGCUCGAGGAGCGCGAGAUCACCCCGAUCGAGCUCGGCGCCGCCAUUCGCCGCGCCACCAUCGCGCUCAAGUUCACGCCCGUCUUCACCGGCUCGGCCCUCGCCAACAAGUCGGUGCAGCCGGUCCUCGACGGCGUCUGCCUGUACCUCCCGACGCCGGAGGAGGCGCCCGCCCAUGCCCUCUCGGUCGAGGCGCCCGCCGACCCGCCCCAGACCCUGUCGCCGACUGCCGACGCGCCGCUCGUGUCGCUCGCGUUCAAGCUCGAGGAGGGCCGGUACGGCCAGCUCACCUACAUCCGGGUGUACCAGGGCACGCUCAAGAAGGGCGCGACCAUCACCAACGUGCGCACGGGCAAGCGCGUCAAGGUGCCUCGCCUCGUGCGCAUGCACUCGGACGAGAUGGAGGACGUCGACUCGAUCGGCGCCGGCGAGAUCUGCGCCAUGUUCGGCGUCGAGUGCUCGUCGGGCGACACGUUCUCGGACCAGUCGGGCGGCGGCGGCUACACCAUGACCUCGAUGUUCGUCCCCGAGCCCGUCAUCUCGCUCGCGAUCAGGCCCAAGGGCCAGGAGACGCCCAACUUCUCGCGCGCGCUCAACCGCUUCCAGAAGGAGGACCCGACUUUCCGUGUCCACGUCGACUCUGAGUCGCAGGAGACCAUCAUCUCGGGCAUGGGCGAGCUUCACCUCGACAUCUACGUCGAGCGCAUGCGUCGCGAGUACAACGUCGAGUGCGUGACGGGCAAGCCUCGCGUCGCGUUCCGCGAGACGAUCCAGGAGGCCGUCCCGUUCACCUACACGCACAAGAAGCAGUCGGGCGGCUCCGGUCAGUACGGCAAGGUCGUCGGCCGUCUCGAGCCGAUGGAGAUCGACCCGGACACGGGCAAGGACAUCGCGUUCGAGAGCAACGUCAUCGGCGGCAACAUUCCGGCCGGCUACAUCCCCGCCGUCGAGAAGGGCUUCCGCGAUGCGCUGCAGCGCGGCAUCCUCACGGGCAACCCCGUCUCGGGCUGCAAGUUCAUCCUCGAGGACGGCGCCGCCCACCAGGUCGACUCGUCCGAGCUCGCUUUCCGACUCGCAGCGCAAGGCGCCUUCCGCGAGGCGUUCCCUCUUGGCAGGCCGACCGUGCUCGAGCCCAUCAUGACGGUCGACAUCGUCGCGCCCGUCGAGUUCCAGGGCAACGUCAUCGGCGGCAUCAACCAGCGCAAGGGCACGAUCAUCGACACCGAGACGCGCGAUGAGGACUGUCUCGUCACCGCCGAGGUCCCGCUCAACGACAUGUUUGGCUACGCCUCUCAGCUCCGGGGCAUGACCCAGGGCAAGGGCGAGUUCUCAAUGUCGUAUAGGCAGCACGCUCCCGUCAUGCCCAACGUGCAGCGCGAGAUGAUGGAGGCGCACAAGAGCUUCACCGCCAAGAAGUAGUCGCGCCGCCGACACCUCUCUCCCGCUCUUUUCCCGUCCCCUUCCUCUCCCUCUCAGUCUUCCUCCCCUCUCGCUGUGCCCCUCUUGCUCGUUCUUCGCCCGUUGUCGUUACUGCCCCUUCCCCCUGCCACCUCGUCGUCUCGCAAGAGCCUUUCUUUGGACGGGCCUCCUCUUUAGAUCCCGCCUUGUACACGCCUAGAUGCCCGCCCCACCGCACCACUCGCUCCUUGCAACAGCAUUCGCAGUCUCGGUA
Messenger RNA from Rhodotorula graminis WP1, 2626 nucleotides. RefSeq lists its product as uncharacterized. The transcript is spliced from 13 exons. The record is from RefSeq and is a predicted model, not a curated record. Gene Ontology annotation, molecular function: GTPase activity; translation elongation factor activity; GTP binding. Gene Ontology annotation, cellular component: mitochondrion. Lineage: Eukaryota; Fungi; Basidiomycota; Microbotryomycetes; Sporidiobolales; Sporidiobolaceae. Bases 1 to 2373 code for a protein of 790 amino acids. Gene Ontology annotation, biological process: mitochondrial translational elongation.